AUGCAAAAAGUUACGUGGGAAGAAGUCGGAGCCGCUCCAAACGCCAUUCUGUCGCCAGCGUACAAGAGCAAUGGCCAUGUGUUCACCUCUGGAAGUGUCGGGUUCGCUCCAGACGGCACGGUUCCUGAGGACGUCGCGGUGCAGACCAAGUACGCCAUCGAGGCCCUAGAGAAGGUGCUGAAGAGUUCUGGCUCGUCGCUCGACAAGGUGCUCAAGGUUCUGCUGUUCAUUGCCAACCCGCUCGAUGCCCCAGCGGUCAAUGCCGUUUACAAGGAGUACUUCAAGCACCAGCCAGCCAGAUCGUGUGUCGUUGUCCAAUUCCCCGACGCCAGACUCAAGGUUGAGUUGGAGUGUGUUGCUGUUCCAUUCAUAUCCCGCGAGCAAAUAGUUACUCGUUAUACAAUACCAUCGAAGCACCAUCGUAUCUGGCACAUUCCUGCUCUCUACUCUAGGCCAAGUUCAGUUAAAAGCUCGACAAUGCGAGCAAUGCUUUUGGGCUGGUAA
Ogataea haglerorum is the source of this 504-nucleotide messenger RNA. RefSeq lists its product as uncharacterized. Bases 1 to 504 code for a protein of 167 amino acids. The record is from RefSeq and is a predicted model, not a curated record. Gene Ontology annotation, molecular function: deaminase activity. The transcript is spliced from 2 exons. Lineage: Eukaryota; Fungi; Ascomycota; Pichiomycetes; Pichiales; Pichiaceae. Gene Ontology annotation, cellular component: cytosol.